This is a messenger RNA of Monomorium pharaonis (pharaoh ant), 3430 nucleotides long. RefSeq names its product very long-chain-fatty-acid--CoA ligase bubblegum. Gene Ontology annotation, cellular component: endoplasmic reticulum; membrane. Gene Ontology annotation, molecular function: long-chain fatty acid-CoA ligase activity. The transcript is spliced from 14 exons. The record is from RefSeq and is a predicted model, not a curated record. The coding region runs from base 657 to 2723 and encodes 688 amino acids. Lineage: Eukaryota; Metazoa; Arthropoda; Insecta; Hymenoptera; Formicidae.
UUUCAAUAACUUUUGUGUAUUUCCUAUCCGGAAUGUUAUCAACAAAUAUAAAUUUAUAUAAAUUUUUAAUAAAUUAUUAAACUUUAUAUCAACAAUAAUAGAAUUGUGAGUACAAAAUAAUUAGUUGAAACCGCGUUCACAUUCGCAAUAUUUUAUGCAUCACUUACACAACGCAGAAAACACCAGAAAACAAACCAGAAAAAAAAUAAAAACCGGUUGAACAAGAAAAAUAUAUGGCAAUUAAACCGUAAAAAAUUAAUAGCGUGAGUUUAAGCGACAUACGCAUUCCGUAUAUACAUGAAAAUUCAAAAAUUACUCGAAAAUUAUUCGAAAAAUGUAAUCAAUUACAAAUUACAUGUAAUCAUUUACGGUUUUUCAUAAUUUUAAACCUUUUCCGAAAUACAGAGGAUAGAGUCGGACUUUACAAACAUUCUGUAUAGCUUAUAUUGAAACGAAAAGCUAAAGACGUACUUCGCGUUAAUAGUGCACGAGACAUUGGCAUAUGCAUGUGUGAUCGACAUAAGUAAACCUCUACUUCUGACUGAAAAGUCAGUGUUACAAGAGCUGCCGUACAGUUUGGAGUUAAUCUGAGUUUUAAAUCGAGCACGCGGGAAUUAUUUGUUUGGAUAAUUGACAAACAAGGAAAUCAAGAUAUAAUGUCUAUAUCUCAAGUCAUACAAUCACACGGAGUCAAUGGAAUUAUUCAGGAUGAUAAGGAGAAUCAAACGAUCAGAUAUGCGUCGGCUAGUGAAACUGGUCUCGAUGGACCUGAUCAGAUACUGCCUACGGAAGUAGAUAGCACAUGUGACGCCAAUGGCAGAGUACGAAUAAAAUUAGAUAGUAAUGGGCCCAAUUCAUGCAUGCCCAUAUCAAUCCCUGGACUUUUAACCAAAACAGCAAAACUUUACCCUAAUCAUAUCGCAUUGGUAUCCAGGCCCGAUGACAAUGGCAAAAGAACUAUGUAUACUUUCCAAGAAUACGAGUCUACCGUAAGAAUUGUUGCCAAAGCGUUUCUGAAGCUAGGUUUGGAGCGACAUCAUAGUGUUUGCAUAUUAGGAUUCAAUAGUCCUGAAUGGUUCAUUUCUGAUCUCGCGACUAUAUACGCGGGGGGCUUUGCUACAGGAAUUUAUACUACAAAUUCUCCAGAAGCGUGCCACUAUUGCGCUGAACACAGUCGAGCAAAUAUAAUAGUCGUUGAAGAUGACAAACAAUUGCAAAAAAUCUUACAGAUAAAAGACAAUUUGCCCGAUUUAAAAGCAAUUGUUCAAUACAGCGGCGUACCCACUGAAAAGGAUGUUUUAAGCUGGAACGAUUUAUUACACAUAGGUAAGAAGGAACCAGAAGAUAAGUUACAAUCUGUGUUAAAGACAAUUGGGAUAAAUGAAUGUUGUACUUUAGUAUAUACAUCGGGAACAGUCGGAAAUCCGAAAGCUGUAAUGAUGAACCAUGAUAAUAUAUUGCAUGAUAUACGAGUGGUAUAUGAAGUGCUAGGAGAUACGUUAAAAGAAAAGUCAGAGGUCAUAGUUAGUUAUUUGCCAUUAUCUCACGUUGCAGCACAGCUAGUUGACAUCAUGCUAAACAUUGUGUUAGCAACUACAGUAUAUUUCGCUGAUCCGGGUGCGUUAAAGGGUACGUUAGUAAAUACAUUAAAUGUGGCGCAACCAACCAUUUUCCUAGGGGUGCCAAGAGUAUGGGAAAAGAUAUACGAAAAAAUGCAACAGAAAGCGCGCAGUAAUGGCGCAAUAAAGACUUGUAUUGCUAAGUGGGCAAAGGCGCAAAGUCUUUAUUAUUAUGCGAAUAAAAUGAAUGAUGUAGAUUAUAAACAUUGGGGUUAUAUCUUUGCAAAAUGGAUUGUUUUUGACCAGGUGAAGGCGGCAUUAGGUUUCAACAGAUGUCAAUACUUCAUAACCGCAGCAGCACCAUUAAAUAACGACAUUAAAAAAUAUUUUUUGAGUUUAGACAUACCCAUAUUAGACGCAUACGGAAUGUCUGAAUGUGGUGGGGCUCAAACAUUAACCAGUUAUAAAGAACUUGGCAAAGAUAGUGUGGGAAGAACUCUGCCCGGACUAUAUACAAAAUUAGACAAUAUAAAUGAACAUGGUGAGGGAGAAAUUUGUAUGAGUGGACGACAUGUAUUUAUGGGUUAUUUAAAUGCACCAGAAAAAACUGAAGAAGCAAAAGAUAAAAAUGGUUGGUUACACAGUGGUGAUCUUGGCAAAUUCGAUUCAAACGGGAAUUUGUAUGUCACUGGUAGACUAAAGGAACUUAUAAUCACAAGUGGAGGGGAGAAUGUAGCACCAUACAAUAUAGAGCAAGCGAUAUUAUCAAAAUUGCCAUAUUUAAGUAAUGCCAUGGUGAUUGGGGAUAAAAGGAAAUAUUUGACAGUCCUUGUCACGCUUAAGAGUGAUAUGAAUCAAGAGACUGGUGCGCCAUUAGAUACAUUGAGUCCAGAUGUACUAAAAUGGGCAAAGUCUAUCAACAGUAAUGCCAAAACAGUUACAGAAGUCAUAAGUUCUCGUGAUCCAGCCAUAUAUGAGGAAAUUGACAAGGCGAUCAAAAGAGCAAAUAUGCAAGCUAUAAGUAAUGCUCAAAAAGUACAGAAAUUUGAAAUUCUUCCUCAUGACUUUUCGAUUCCAACCGGUGAAUUAGGACCCACGUUAAAGCUCAAAAAGAAUGUAGUUCAGAAAAUGUACGCUGAUUUAAUAGAUAAAAUGUAUGAAUAAAACCACGUACUCUACUUUUAUAACAAGGGAUUUUUUAACAAGGUUUCUCAUAGGUACAUCGGUAUUUUGACAUGUGUAUGAGAGUUCUACUUUGUACUGUAAAAGAGCACAGACUCAUGAUAACAAUAACAUACAUACAAAUUAAUAAUUUAUAUAUUUUAUUAUUAUUAUAAGUGUAUUUCAAUUUUGCAAUAUAUAUAAAAUAAUUUAUAAAUAAAAUAUCACAUAAAUUAUAUUAUUGUUUCCUAAAUAUUGCCAAACCAAAUUAUUUAAAAAGUUACAAUGUUAUCAAAAAUGUUUAUUUGAGCAUAUAUAUAUAUAUAUAUCAUACACAAGCAAGCGCACACAUAUACUCAAGAGACAUAAUUUAUGUGAUAUUUGAUUUAUAUAUAAUUGCAUAAUUAAAAUAUAUAAUUUUAUCAUAUUAUACAUCUGUGUUAUACAUGUUAAAUAUAUUUUAAUAUAUAUUGAUAAAAAUUUUGCGUUAAUUGUAGAAUAAAAUUAUAUUUGGAUAUGAACUUUUUUUGCACAGUAAAUAACUAUUUUAUCCCAAUUUGUUCAAAACCUUUAAAUUUUGAUGUCAAAGUGAUCACAAAAUAAAGAAUUUUUGAUAAGUUUUUUAAUUAUACAACGUAAUGGAAAAUUAUAUUUAUAAUUGUAAUGGAAUAUAAUUGUAAUGGAAAGGUACAAAUAAAUGAUAGAAAAGA